Molecule: messenger RNA, 1697 nt
Organism: Exophiala dermatitidis NIH/UT8656
Lineage: Eukaryota; Fungi; Ascomycota; Eurotiomycetes; Chaetothyriales; Herpotrichiellaceae
Exons: 4
Coding region: 250-1251 (333 amino acids)
Cellular component (GO): cytosol
Molecular function (GO): mRNA binding
Source: RefSeq, a predicted model, not a curated record
AUUUUCUCAGCCUGCGAACGCCCCUUUGGAUCUUCCCUUCCUCUUCGUCUUCCAUCAACAACUCAUCCUUCUCUGAUCACAACCCGAAGCUCAUCUUCAAAUAAACCUCUGAAUCUAGGGCACUCAGCUACCCUUCAAACCCCUCAACCAACUGAUUUCCCAAGGCAGCCUUUAGCUACCUGAGUCAUUUUCAUUCCACAAGUCCCCGUACUUUCGCGGUCAACAACACGCACUUGUGCCUCAGCCACAAUGUCUUCUGCCGUCGACAACCUCGCCGAGAACCUCAAGAACGCCAGCGUCGAGGAUAACUCUGCUGCGAACAAUGAAGCUGUCCUGGCUUCCGCCGCUGAAGGUCGUCGAUUGUAUAUCGGGAAUCUCGCUUAUGCGACAACUGAGGUGGAACUCAAGCAGUUCUUCGCAGGCUACGAUGUAGAGUCAACUUCCAUCCCCGUCAACCCGCGUACCAACCGUCCUGUCGGCUAUGCAUUCGUCGAUCUCAAAACGGCCGAAGAAGCAGAGAAGGCCAUUCAGAACCUGUCUGGCAAGGACAUCUUGGAGCGCAAGGUUUCUGUCCAACUCGCACGCAAGCCUGAGCAGAAUUCUGGAGCUGAGGGUGCUCACGAAGGUGGUGAAGGUGGCGAGCGCAAGCGAUCUUCUGGCCGUGGCCGUGGCGGUCGUGGACGUGGACGUGGCGGCCGUGCUCGUGGAGGCGCAAGAGCUACUGAUGCUGCUGCUGCCGGCGAGCUCGCAGAGAACCCAUUGCCUUUGACCGACGUCACUGCCGAUGCCAACAAGGGCGCUUCCAACACCGAUUCCAAGCCUCGUGGUCCUCGUCCUGUCAAGCAACGUGGGCCACCGGAGGACGGUAUUCCAUCCACCACCAAGGUUAUGGUUGCCAACCUGCCCUACGAUCUUAGUGAGGAAAAGCUCAAGGAACUCUUCGCCGACUACCAACCGGUCUCCGCUAAGAUUGCUCUUCGCCCUAUUCCCCGCUUCAUGAUCAAGAAGCUUCAAGCUCGCAACGAGCCUCGCAAGGGCCGCGGUUUUGGCUUCGUCACCCUUGGUUCCGAGGAGUUGCAGAAGAAGGCCGUGGAGGAGAUGAAUGGCAAGCAAAUCGAGGGUCGUGAGAUCGCCGUCAAGGUCGCCAUCGACAGCCCCGGUAAGGAGGACCAUGAUGAGCACCACGACACUGCCGAAAGUGGCCAAGAAAACGGCACCAACGGCACGCAGGAGGAGGCUGUUGCUGCUUAAAUUGGAAGCAAGCACAAACCUCUCCCCUUCAUACCGAAACGAAGGACUCACGAUAUUCUCUUAGCAAGGCAUGCUCUUAGGGGAAGGGAAGGCUUGACUGCUUUUUCCACCUCUCAACAGGGUGGUGCCGGAGCUGAAGUAUCGCAAGUCAGGAAGGUUCAUGGAUCAGCCUGGACAUCCAUAUGAUUCUUGCCUAGUUGGCUGUAUCCAGCAAUACCAAAAUAUCACUCUUCAAUUCUGGUCUGUACAGACAGAUCUUGUCAUAUUAUUUCCACAAAAGCUGCUAGAUUGUUUAGAGCAGGUCUGCAGGCGAUAACAUACCGCAGGUAAUUAAUAGUUUCACGGUUCAAAGUUACAUUUCAGCGCCAUGCAAGAGUAAGCGUAGCAAAAGAUGAUGGAGAAAGUAAGCUAUUGUUUGAAGAGCACAGCACUCAUUUUAUUAUGGC